CCGCUUUGCACGCCAUCUACCGCCUGAUUUUCUAAAUACAAAAAAUAAAACAUGCGGUCCCUUUAAAGCAGUUUUCUGAUAUUGCAUUUGGUUUCAAACUCAGUUUACAAGACAAGUUCUUGCGCUAUCAAUUCUGUUUUAAACUCCCAGGAAUGCCACAUUUUUUCUCGAAUUUGCACAGUUGAAAUAAGUGUCACUACAAACUUCUUUUCCUGUUGAAGAUUUGAAAUGAUGAAUAUGAGAGGUCCUCGUCCAAUGCCACGUCCAGGAGGCCCCCAUGGUCAUCCUGGUCCUGCCCGACUCCCUGGACCCCCAGGCCCUGGAGGCCCAGGCAUGAGACCCCCACCAGGAAUGAGGCCACCUGGUCCCCCAGGAAUGGGCCCCAUGGGUGGCCCCCCAGGCCCCAUGAGACCACCAGGACCAAACAUGGGCAGACCAGGGCCAAAUAUGGGUGGACCGGGACCAAAUAUGGGUCCCGGAGGGCCAGGGCCAAACAUGGGCCCCGGAGGACCAGGGCCGAACAUGGGUCCAGGAGGGCCAGGACCAAACAUGGGUCCUGGUGGACCAGGGCCAAAUAUGGGUGGUCCUGGACCUAAGAUGGGUGGCCCGGGUGCAAGUGCUUCAAAUAUCACAAAUGAUCCCAAGGGGGCACACUGCAGACUAUUUGUAGGAAAUCUCAACACAAUAGCCUUGAAGAAGGAAGAUGUAGAAAAUAUAUUUAGAAAGUAUGGUGUGGUGUUAGGUAUUUCAAUGCAUAAAGGCUAUGCAUUUGUGCAAUACGGAACUCCUGAGGAUGCUAGGAGAGGUUCAGUCAUGGAGGAUGGAAAAACAUACGCAGGCCAGACGCUAGAUAUAAACAUAGCAUCAGAACCAAAGAAAAACAACAAAAGACACGCAGCAAAUUCCAACAAUGCUCAGGAGAGCCCGGUUGAGAAAAAGGCACGGGUGGAGGGUGGCGCUGCCCCAGGGGGUCGGAAUCUGGUGUCCCUAGGGUCGGGGCUUAAAGAUGCGAGGAUUGAGACCUCCAGCACCUCAAUAACACUCUCCAGACCAACCGGGAAGGCUCUGAAAAAGACCACAAUAUCAACUGGCAACGACAUCUUGAUCUGUGGCAACUGCAAGUCUCUACACAGCAGCCUGGCCACGUUCGUGCAGCACAAGAAGGCAAAGUGUGAGCUGAAGAUCCAGUGUAAAUGUCACAUGCCUUCAUCUGCGAUGCCCACACCUCCUGUCACACCAACCCCUGCCGGGGACAGCAAAAGUUUGGAACGGAUAUUACCUACAUCAGCCAACAGUGAUGGUGGACAAAGCCUGAUGUGCGCGGUAUGUGACACGGUUGUAUCCUCCGCCUGGGAGCUGUGCAAACACUGUCAGGAGAAACACAACAUCGCCAUCUUCAAGGCAGCUGAUGGGGAAAGUGCUGAGAAAGAGGAGAGCAAUAAAGACGUGAAAACAGAGAAGAAAGACGAAGUAAAUGAGGUCAAUGGCGGGAAAUGAUGGGUCAAGGUCACUGGAGGUGUAGGUCACUGAAGGAAAAGGCCACUGGAAGUGAAGGUCACUGGAAGUCAAAGGUCACUGGUUUAUUAGGGCAGCAGGGGUUAUGUGCUAUAUGUGUAUUACAAUACCAAGAUAGACCUGCUAUGUUACAGUGUUAUUUCAAUGUUUAUUAUACAUUAUGAAUAAGCAUUAUGACUUUGUCAUUGUUUAGUUACAGUUCUUUGACCUAUCACUUUGUCUAUAAGUAUGAGGAUUUAUUUGCAUAAUAGCAAUGUUAUUUUAGUAAACAAUCAUGUUGGCAUGGUAUGUAGUUAGUCAUAUGUAUCUGUAUGAAAAAUCACAUUCUGUGGAUUAGUUUCCCAAGAUUAAUUGUAUAGCCAUAUACUGUACAUUACCACAUGUGCUAUAGUUCAUAAUUGUACACUAUUUGUGAAUGGUUGUUGGAUUGUAUGCAUUACUUGUUUGUGUUAAAAUGUCACAUGUUGCAUUGUUUUUUUGACUGCUGUUUGUUAAAUGUACCUGUAUAUUGUUUAUCUUGGGAAUGUACUCAUGUGAGAAAAGUUUAAGAUUUGGUAUGUUUGUUCUGAAAUAGAAUUGUUACUGAUGUUUCCCACAUAUAAUACGUUAUGUUGCAAUGGCAUGUAUAAACAGUCAUACUCAUUUCAUAGUGCUGGUGUUCUGUGUUUAGUACAUUUCAUGGCUUUGGUGUAUUCAUGUUUAUACCAUCAGAUUUAUUGAAAACAUUCUGCAGUUAUGUAUACAUGUGUGUUUGUAUAUUUCUACGAGUCAUUCAUGUCAAGAAGUUAGAUCAUGUACAAUUGUAUAUGAAAAUGUGUUCAAUUGUGUUGAAAAAAUAGUAAAAAGUGUAAACUCAGAUUGUCCUGUUCAUAAUAUACAAAUUAUGGCAUGAAAUAUAUUUUUCUCGAACUGUAUGUAACAUUCAAAAAUAUAUCCCAUUCAGUAAAAAAUCAUUAUAAUCUAACAAAAGUAAGUAGUUUCACGACCAUGUUGUAAUCUGUAAAGAGACAUUCUUUUUUGUAAGUGUAUUGUAAAUGUUUUGAAUGAAAAUAAAUCGUAUAGAUGUUUAAUCAUGUUUUUGUUUUUAUUGAAAUUUUGGAUUUGUUUAUUUUUGGUAUUCAUGUAUGAAGUGCUACAUUUACCCUGUUUAUUUAUAAAUCAAGGCUUACUCUUGAAAUAAUCUUAUCUUGGACUUUACUUAAAGAUAGGUAAUCUUAAAGGAAGAAUUAGUCAUUAUUUUGUGUAUUUUAUAUCUAAUGUGAUGGAGUGUUAAAAUGUGAUCUUGUAAUGCCUGAAACCAGCAGUUUAUCUUUUUACAUGUUUUUAAGUGACUGAGUUUACAUUAUAGUGCAAUUUAUGGAAAGAAAUGUGCUAUUUUAUAGUAAUUGACAAGGUUUUCAUGAUAUCUUUUUCCUCUAAAUAUUCUGAAUUGCAUUUAAAUUGGUAUAAUUUUAAAUUUUACAAACUAGGUAUCAAGUCAGACAUGUUAUUCAAAAGUAUUAAAAAAAGAACAAACAUAAAAAAAAUGUUUAUUUUAUGAAUAUAAAUAUCAACAGUUGAUAAAAAUAGAAGUAAAAUAAUGCCCACAUUUUGUGUUCAUUUCAUUUCAAUUAUGUAAGGGAUUCAUAUCAAAUUAUUUUCUUAUUAUGUUUGUGUUUUUGUGUAGCAGAUUCAAUUGCAAUUAUUAAUAACAACGACAUUCCAGUGUUACCUGUUUAGUUUAUAUUUUAAGUUUUUUUUAGUUGUUUUGUUGUUGUGUGUUUAUUCUUUGAUAUCAGCAGACGUUUAAAAUUUGUGCAGGCUUUUUAAAUCUAAAAACAUAUCCCGGUAAUCAUUCCAUACAUUGUAAGAAGGCAUGUUGAUUUUACAGUUCAGAGUUAAUGGUAAUUCAUCCUUAUUAUAAGGUUUGUCAUCAAUUGCUAUUUUAGCUGUGUGUGUUUGAAAUUCAAAAGAACAAUUCAGUUGUCAGUUUUAGUUUACACACUUGACAAAUAUGAUAUAUGAAGAGUUGAAAACUAAAAUCAUUACAUUAUUGUUGUGGUAGGAAUGUAUGAAUUUCUUUAUUUCACAAGACAAGCUCUAUAUUAAUACUUAUUUUCUGAUUAAUCAGCCAGGGAACAAAAUUGGACAUAUUUAGAAUAAUUUAUUUGUGGUUAAAAUUGAAAUUUUAGUAUAAACUAUUUUCUGACUUCAAGUUCCGGUUUAUAUACCAGAAUUUUGACUUUAAAUACUGGUUGUCAUCGAGAAGUUUACAUAUGGCAUCAGAAUUUUGACUUGAAUACAAAACUUAUCAUUUUUAUGAUGGCUAUAUUAAAUGCUCUAAGCAUUUCAAACAUGGUCGAUAAGGUUUGUUUUUCAGAGAAAAAAAAGAGUUUUGUUAUGAAUAGAUAUCUUUAAAUAUGGUAUGGAAUUAUGUUUUAAAUAGACAAAUAAGUUGAAGUUGUUGGGUCGACAGGUGUUUCGAUUGAUGAGUUUUACUCUCAGUAAACAAAUUGUUUUUGGUGCUAAGUGUUUUUUGAUUGUCAUACAUUUUACCAGGCAAGUUUGAAAUUGGUUGUUCAUCAUUUUUCUCCACUUUUAUUGGAAGAUGAGAAGCUAUCUGUAUUUUUGCUGAGCGACUUUCCAACUGAAGCUUAAUGCUUCUAAGCCUGGGUUUACAGGUAAAUAUAGCUUUUACUGUACAUUACUUCCUUUUUGAGACUAAAGACAUUGAGCAUUUCAUUUAAACAGGAGUGUUUCAUUCUCAUUUAAUUGUUGGAACAAAUUUUGCAUGAACUAUUAUUAUUGCAAUCCUGCACUUUGCAUGUAUUUUGAUGUUAUUUCAAGUUUUUAUGAAGAUUAAUAUCAAAGCACUUCUUACUGUCCUAACUUGAAACUCACCAAGCUCAGAUAAUCUGGAUAAUAUUAUUGUUCUAUAGUGAUCUUGUGCUUUUGCUAACAGUAUAAGUCUUUGCAUUAAGGCAUAUUUACCCAAUGAAAAAGUGUUGCUAGAACUUAACUAUAUACAGAUCAUUUUAGAUCAUGUAUAAAAACUGGAUAUUCUCUGACCGCUUGUUAGAUAUUGUGACUUAUAAGUCGACCAAUUACUGUCAGGAGUGAUAUUAGAGUGGUGGUUUUUGCCUUAUGGAAGAUACAACAUCAGAUUUAUCAGUUUAAUAAUUGAUACGAGUAUUACAGUAGUGUGUAAAAUCGAUAUUAUAGUGAUGCUGAAUUCAAUAUAGUGGUGUCAAAGGCAUAUCAAUAUUAAAGUGAUGUUGCAAUCAUCGUAUAGUAGUAUCUAAAUCGAUAUUAUAAUGGUGCUAUUGAGCUUAUAAAAGAUGCAACUCAAAAUUAAUGUUUAUAUCGAUAAUAUAGUGAUGUGUAAAAUCCAUAAAGGGAUGUUAAAGUAAAUAUGUUAGUGGUGCUAUUGAGUUUAUGAAUGAUACAACUUAAGAUUAAUCCAUUUUAAAAAUCAAUAUUGUAGUUGUGCUUUUUGUUUUUUGAAAGAUUGAAGAUAUAAUUGCAGAUAAAUCAAUCUAAAAAUCGUUAAUUAUUAUGUUAAAGUGGUGUCAGAAUUGAUAUUAAAGAGGUUAUUUUUUUACUUAAAAAUCAUACUUCUUCAGACUUAGCAAUGUCAAAAACAAUAAAGUCAAACUCGAUAAAUAUUUAUUAUAUUAUAGUGGUUUCAAAAUCUAGAUUUAGAUGGGUUUUUUUGUUUUUAAAGAUACGACUUCCGAUUAAUCAAUGUCAAAAUCGAUAUUUUUUUAAAGUGGUGUUAAAAUCGAUAUUAUAUUGGCGUAAAAAUAAAAAAUCAUCGUGGCGAUUUUUUAACCUUUUUGUAAGCCAUUGUAAAAGAAAUUUAACUAGUAAAUGCAGUUAUAUCUAAACUCAUUGACAAAAUGAUUGAUAUAAACCCCAUUCUUUUUGUAUCCUUUACGUUUAAAAAACAUCUUGUUUUUGUUAAAAAAAGUUUUAAUUUAGAAGUUCAUAGCCAUGAAUGUAUUCAUUUAGAAUUUUGAGUUUUUUUCUGAUUCUUAGACUUCAGUCUGAUAGAAAUUCCGUGUAUUUUCCAAGAUUAGCAAAUCUAAUUUUAUACAAUGCGACAAGCAUUUAAGUGCUAACCCUGACAUAAGCAUUAUUCAGGCUUGAUGGAGUUGUUUUUCUUGUAUUGUUUUCAAGAAGUAUUUGAGUUUACUGACAUGAGUUGUGUCUCCCAUGCAUUGCUGGUACUAUGGAUAUUUUCGAUUAUUUUGCCCAAGAAUAUUUUUUAAAAUAUUAAGUAAUUAUGAAACAAAAACAUCUACGCGGAAACAUAUUUUUUUAACAAAUAUCUUUAUAUUUUUGUAGUGGAUAUAUCCCGGACAUUGUUACCUGGUUUAAUUUUGAUAUUUGACUUAUAAGUUAUAACUUAUAAGUGUCCUAAGGAGUUUUGAGUGAAGUUUGAGGUUUUGUGAACAUUUUAGAAUGGUUGCUACACCCUGCCAUGGAUUAGGGCACAUUUCGAGUUACUGUAUUUUUUACUCCACUGAUUAUUGCUGAGAAAAGUUAUGUUAUAGCAGUAGGUUCAUUUUUUAAUCCAUGAUCCCAAAAAUGGCAAUUCAUUUUUUUACAUUGAGCAUUAAGCUAUGGUUAAUGAAGUGUUUACCGUUUAAAGAUGUCGUGCAAACAGGUCCAUUUUCGGAUGGUUGAAGGUGGUUGUUGUCUGCGAAGCAUUGCAUACACGGGGAUUACUUUGUCAGGCGUCAUCUUCGUCCUCAUACUUUUCUUGUCGUUUUAACGAUUUUGUCUAUUGUCUGGUCGGUCAGUACGUGACUCGUAUUUAUUUGCGGGUCGAAGGUCAAAUAGGUCUACGGUCAUGGUGACCUUUACCUGAACACUUACGGACGUUUUCUUUUCCCAUCAAUAACAUUUGAACGACUUGGUGUAUAUUGUUAUGAUUUUGGGAUAAAUAGGUAAAAGGUGAAGGCCAUGGUGACCUUGACUGGAAAAAAUGUGGGCACUCCAGGCAGGCGCAUUCAUUCGCAAAAUUCAAGUUUAGUUAACUUUUUUAAACAUCAAAGAUAAUCUUAAGAUUUAUUAAUGAGAAAAAAAACAUUAUUUUUUUUCGGUAUGUUUUUGGAAAGGUCAUGGACUAGUAAGCGUCUUCAUAAUCGACUUUAUUGCAUUUUUUUUUAAAACGGCAAGAUUUAUAAUAGUUAUUACAAAUAUCUCAUUACGAUCUUAUUAUUAUCCCGGCAUGAACGCAAUACACACUAAAUCAAUGCAUGUAAAUAGUACAAUUAGGGCAGAGGAAACGAUAAGCCAGUCCCCUUUCGGUUGUUAACUUAUUAAUGAAGCUUGAUUGCCGAUAACAGAUGUCGCCACAGGGUGAUUGGGUUGUCUUGUUAUUAGAAAAUAACGCUUUUAAGUGAUUUUGUCAUUUGCCAGACCCAAACACAGCUUCUCAUUCGAUCCGUUUAUUCUUGAGUAUUUCCGAUCUAUAAAUACUUGUUCGAUAACAAUCAACGUCUUCUUAAGGUAUCUAUAAUGACCAGUCAAUUGUAACCACGGCCCCCCAGGUCCGGGGAAUAGCCGGGACUUUGACUUUCGGCCCAGCCAACACCGGGUAAAAUCUCCGCCCUGCGGGGACGAACUGAUGGUUAAACCCCGGCCAAAUGCCACCGCACCCCAGAGACUCUAUAUAAGGCCCAAUAUCCGCUAAAUUUGGCGCUAUGACAAAACCACCACGGUCACCCGGCCCUGCGGGGCCACCUGGAAAGUAAAAACACGGCCCUUUUCCCCGGUAUACCCCCGGACCUGGGAGGGCUGUGGUUACAAUUGACUGGUGCAUAAAGUUGACAUGAAAAUCAAAUUUCACGAAAAACAUCUAAUAUCUGUUUUUUUUUCUGGAUUCUAGCGUAAUAUUACAUAUACAGUUGUUUUUGUUUUUGUCUUUUUAAUUAAUUUACAUAUGGUUCAAGCUAUCGGGCAAACUAUUGAAUCCAUUUUUUAUGAUAAAUAUCCUGAUAUACGUUGACUCCACGUUAUACUCGUUGUCAAACCAUGAGUGCUUAUCAUUUGUUUAUAUUUCAUUUCUAAACCCAUCACAAUUUUUACCAGAUGUGUUCAAACUUGAUCUCAGAGGUAUUUAUUUGAAGUAUUUGAAACAGAAAAUAUAUUGAAAGAAACGAGA
Mya arenaria is the source of this 7666-nucleotide messenger RNA. Its product is annotated as protein enabled-like. Lineage: Eukaryota; Metazoa; Mollusca; Bivalvia; Myida; Myidae. Gene Ontology annotation, molecular function: RNA binding. The coding region runs from base 229 to 1497 and encodes 422 amino acids. The record is from RefSeq and is a predicted model, not a curated record. The transcript has 9 exons. Gene Ontology annotation, cellular component: nucleus.